UUUCACUUUCAUAUGGAUCGCACCUGCGGGCGAUGGCUGACCAAGGAAUAUCAACUCCCAGUAUAUUAGGCAUAGUCACUAUAUUCUGUUGCAUUUAUGGCGGACAAUUCGUCAAUGCAGCUGGACCGUCCACCACCCGUUAUGUCAUCACAAACGGCAAUGUCAUUAUCAACCCUGGGAUCCGUGGUGGAGUUUUACUGGAGAUCCUCUGGAAACAUGGUGUAAAUAUGGCGGUGGAAUGGGACACUGCCGGGAUACAGGAAUUUCGUGAUUUUAAAGGGAGGACAUCCUUGAACACCACGACUGGAGAAAUCACAAUCAGACAGCUGACCAAGCAGCUCAGCGGGGUGUAUGAGGCAGAGUGUAUGAUUGGUGUGGAAAUACAGACCUUUCAGCAGAGAGUGGAAGUCAUUGACCCAGUAUCACAACCUGAAGUCACCUGUGAAUUGAACGGUACCAUGGCAACAAUUCACUGCAGUGCUGAGGGUCCACUGGUGGAGUUUCGCUGGUCUUGGUCUGACCACCAGGGGGAGAUGUGGAGCCAGGAGCAGACUGGACAGCACUACAACAUCAAAUCCCCAGAGUCAGUCAGCUACACCUGUGAGGCCAGGAACCCAGUCAGUGAGAAGACACAGACAUACAACAGCAACGACUGCCUGGCCACAGGUAAUCCUGAGAUCUACAUCUACACUGGUAUUGGUGCAGGUGUCUUGUUGUUGGUUGCUGUUGUGGUUGCUGUUGUGGUCUGGCUCAUCAAGAAGCGUUCCAAAGAUUUGCGGAGCACAGGGAAUGCCAGCCAUCCUGAAGAGGAUCGAGAGAAGGCGGUGGCAAUCAGCCAGGCAGAGAUUGUGGAAGAGGAGAAAAAGCUAUUACUAGAUGAAGAACUCACUCAGAACAUAAGUGUAAAGGAUAGGGUCAAUCAGAUCAACCAGAACAGUGAGGCUGUGAAAACUGGAGAUGGUGAGGGAGAGAAGAAACCAUUACUAGACAAGGCAGGAUCCACUGACUCAGAUGUUAUUGUGAGUAAUAUCCCGUUCAAACUGAACAACCAGAAUCAGGUGUGGUGUGGGGAGUCCGGAAAGAAACGGAGGGAAGAAAAAGAGCAGAACGCAGAAUCCAAACAGAACAUGAACUUUACCUUGGGGAGUGUACCAGGGGAUACCGGCCAAACUGCUCCUCCGAAGCCACCUCGGAGCAGCCUUAACUAUAAUUCACCGUACCCACAGAUCCUGGAGACACAGCACAGCAGAGAGCAUCAUGGGAGAGGACCUGACCAAAGCAUGAGUGAUAAUGGCACAGAGAGAGAUGGAGAGGGAGAUGGACAGCUUAUGUCCCAAAAAACCUUAGACACAGGGAAGGAGAGCGGAGGAAAGGAGGGGGGGACAAGAGAGGAGGGAGAGCACGUUGAGAAAGAGAAGGUAGUAGAAGAUGAUUUAGUGAGAGUGGAGGGAGAGGGACAAGAAGAGACAGAUAGGAGAGGUGAUGGAGGAGAAAAAAAGGGACAGGAGAGAGAGAUGGAAAAUAAUGAAGAGCAGAUGAAAGGAGAGGGAGAAUAAAGAGGGAAGAAAGGAGAGAAGGGAGAGGAAGGAAAGAGCCCAACUUCUCCCGAACAACCACUCCCCUGCAAAGUCACCCGACCACCUCUCGCCCCAAAACCAUCAUCUAUAAGACAUGGCAACCAGAUGGGUGUAGAACAAGGAAGCGUAGUGAAGACAAUGGAAACUCAGAGGAUUGGUAGUCACACAGACAGAGAGAGAGGAACACCUGACCUACCAGGUCUGAGGAGACCCACUAGCUCAGUGUCAGACAGUACAGACACUCCUGAUAGAAACAGUCCAGGAUUGUCAGCUGUUUCUAUAGCCACAACAUUUAGUCCAAAGGUGGGCAGUGGUACUCUAUCCAAUCCAGGAAAGUCCAGUUCAGGUGCACCCUCCGGACCAGUAGACACCAGUUCAGAUACAACGUGUACAGCAAUAGAGAGUAGCUCAGAUACUCUGUCUACUACAGAGGAAAAUGUACCAACAGAGACCAGUAAAGCUACAGCCUCUGUACCAGGAGAAACCAGUUGAAAAGCACUUGUUGAAAUAGUUUGUUAAACAAAAAUGUUUGGCUCUGUAUGGGGAUGUUUUGUUUCUCUUAUAUUUAGACAAUUUAAAACCAAAUACUUUAAGACUUUUACUUUAGUCAUUUUCAAUUAAAGUAUCUUUACUUUUAGUCAAGUAUGACUUUUGGGUACUUUUUCACCACUGUAUUAUAGCACAUCAACAUAAUGUAUUGUGUUGGUACAGUAUACAGUACAUUUUUUAUACCAACAUACAUUUUGUAUUUUUAGGUGCAUUUUAUAAAGAAAAACAUUUCAUUAAUAUCUUUCUUGAUCCUUUACAUGGUGUGAGGGCUGAU
Messenger RNA from Salvelinus namaycush (lake trout), 2400 nucleotides. RefSeq lists its product as uncharacterized. The transcript is spliced from 5 exons. Bases 33 to 1556 code for a protein of 507 amino acids. The record is from RefSeq and is a predicted model, not a curated record. Lineage: Eukaryota; Metazoa; Chordata; Actinopteri; Salmoniformes; Salmonidae.